GAUUGGUAGUGGCGCAUCGGCGGUGUUACCGACACAGCGGGCAGGAAUGGACAAACACGGCAGCUGUUCUUAGGAGCCCUCUGCGCCGCCAGAUAGUCGAUCGUGUUUCGGCUCGAUUAUGUGACCUGUGACCGGCUGAACCAGCAGAUUGGAACGCUGCCCACGAUAUGGCCAGCACCCAAUCAGCACGAAAUCUUCAGUCCCCUCCGCAGACGAGGGCCUUGAGAGCGAUGUUUGAGUGAACAGCGAGCGAACGAGUGUGAUCUGAGCGAGGCCGUGUGCGGUGGACAAUGUUGUUGCGGCUGUGGCGACGAUAAUAAUGCGCAUCAGGUAAUCACGUUGAGUUUGACCAUCGCACUUCGCCGUGCAGCGGUUGAGCGGAUGCACUCACCAGCCAUGCCGAGGCAGCGACGAGGAGGAGGCGAUCCAGGACGUCAAAGCUCGCUGCCGAGUAACCUCCGCUCGCUGCUCAUUGACAACCCUGAGCACGGGGGCCAGAGCGAUCAUCCAGAGGCCUCAACGAGCGGAGAACCAAGGGCAGGCUGGGAUCCGAGCUCGCGUGCGUUUCGCCCUGUUCCUUCGUUUCCUGAUCCCGAUUACAACGUCGGAAGCCUCGCGCCAGCUGCAUUCGAUGAAGGGGACAGGCGUAUAGGCGAUCUGCCCAGAAGAGGGCCCGCGGAGCCCAUCGAAACCUAUUCAGACGAUCCCUACCUCCGGCGACCCGCUGCGCCCCAGCUGCCCCCCUUGCAGUCUAUCCUGCCCGGAGGUACGUCUCCCACCGAGCCUGCGCUGCCUCCGCCCAGAAGCGUGCAUGGCUAUCCUCAACACUUGUCUUUGCCACCACCAGAGCCGCCCCGGCUGCCCACCCUGCGGCCCUACUGGGAGGGACAGGCGGGGCCGUCCAGCCAGCCGCAGAGGCUCCCUCCCGCACGACAUGGCUACUCCUACCCGAUGCCGCAGGCGCACGAGCCUGCGGCCCCGUACUCCCAUCCGCCACCCCAGCUCACCCCUGUCAGCUCAAGCUUCCCCCCGCCAGGAUCGCGCUACGGCGGACAUCACGAACUGGGCGGCGAGUAUCCCGUCGCGUCGUCCUCGCGCCAGCCGCUCCAGCCAUACCCAGAAAGCUACUCCUUUCCCCAGCCGGGGCCCAGCCGCGCGUACGAAGCGGGGCGCGGCCGCAUCCCAGAGGCGCGCUCCGAGUACGGCUCGCCCACCCUUGGGUACCUGCGCCGACACCUGGAACCGGAGGGCGGGGGCCACCCUGACGACCCCCGUCGAGGACGCUCGCUGCCGCCGCGUCGCUCAGCUGGAGCAAGCGGCUCGAGGCCCCUGCCGAGCCGCUUGCUCGAGCCUGAGGAUCGGGGACUCUAUCCGUUGCCCCACGCCCCGCCCUUGCCGUACUCGCGCGGCUCGCCGGUCACCGCAGAGCGGCCGGGCGAGGGCGAGAGGCAGCUGUCGCCCGUCGAGUUUCGAACACGCCCGGGCAGCAGGCGCUCGGUCAGCCCUUCAGAGCGUCGGACGGCCCUGCCCAUCCCCGAAGCGGAGAGGCCACCGUUGCAGAGUAAGUUGGGACGCCUCAGCAGUGCAGACACCCUUUUGAUCUGUGUCCGAUGGCAGGAUACGAAAGCGUGCCGGAUUUUCGUGCGCCUUCUGGCCCUGGGUUCGGACACGGCGCUCGUCCGCCCUUCCCGCUCUCCUUCCAGAGCUCUACACAAUAUGAUCCCGCCACAAUGGCACCCCGAUAUCCGCAGGAGCGCGGCUGCCA
Fomitopsis serialis is the source of this 1765-nucleotide messenger RNA. RefSeq lists its product as uncharacterized. The record is from RefSeq and is a predicted model, not a curated record. Lineage: Eukaryota; Fungi; Basidiomycota; Agaricomycetes; Polyporales; Fomitopsidaceae. The annotation marks the transcript as partial. The transcript is spliced from 2 exons.